Dreissena polymorpha is the source of this 882-nucleotide messenger RNA. RefSeq lists its product as uncharacterized. Lineage: Eukaryota; Metazoa; Mollusca; Bivalvia; Myida; Dreissenidae. The transcript has 7 exons. Bases 1 to 882 code for a protein of 293 amino acids. The record is from RefSeq and is a predicted model, not a curated record.
AUGUGGAGGGUAUUCCAAUAUCCCGGACAGGAGCGGUACACCAGGGUUGCAGUGUCAGUUCAAAACCAAAUGAGGUGUCAAAGCCCCAGAAAUGACGCUUUCAAGUACAUCACAGACACAAAGCAGGAUGUGGAGGCUGUGCCAAUAUCCCCAACCAGUGCGGUACACCAGGGUUGCAGUGUCAGUUCAAAACAAGAUGAGGUGUCAAAGCCCCAGAUAAAUGAUGCUUUCAAGCACAUCACUGAUGGCGUGCAGGAAGAUGUGGAGGCUGUGCCAAUAUACCCGACCAGUGCGGUACACCAGGGUUGCAGUGUCGGUUCAAAACCAAAUGAGGUGUCAAAGCCCCAGAUAAAUGACGCUUUCAAGCACAUGACUGACACAAAGCAGGAUGUGGAGGCUGUGCCAAUAUCCCCGACCGCAGCUGUACAUCAGGGUUGCAGUGUCGGUUCAAAACAAGAUGAGGUGUCAAAGCCCCAUAUAAAUGACGCUUUCAAGCACAUCACUGAUAAUGGUGUAAACAGUGAGAGUGAGGAUAGCAAUGAUGAAGAGGAAAUUCAUGAAGCAGAUGACUUGACUGAAAAUGCCAUAGAGGAAGAUAUGGAGACUGUGCCAGUAUCCACACUGGGUGCUGUACAGGGUUGUAGUGUCAGAUCUAAUCCGGAUAAGGUGACAGAGCCCAAGAAAAGUGGCAAUAACCGGCCCAAGACUGGAGAAGUAGUGAAGCUUACAGAACAUCAGCACAGGCUACUUAAAACUUUGUUCAAAACAAAUAUAGCAAUGAGAAGGGAACUACAGAAAGAUGAGUGUGAAAAGGUUUCUAGGAAACAUGACGCUCUUCAGAACCUCACCUGGAAAAAAAAUAAGGAUACUGUCCAUAAUUGA